AUGGUCGUCCGGGGACCACGGGAGCGCACUGUAUACGAUGCGCUCUGGAGAGUUGCGGCCAUUAAAGUGCAUUUAUCUAAAACAGGUGAAAAGGAAGCGAUGGUGGUCAAGAACGAGUAUGGGGAGAGCUACAAGCAGGAUCUCAAGGCCAAUAACCUACGAGGUCAGUUCUAUAAGUGUUGGGAUCAAUCGGGUGUUCAGAGUAAUAUCCGAUUCGACUCCAGGGGCAACUGCAUAGAGUCUGCUAUUCAAUAUGCCGCAGAGCCCGGUAGCAUUCUGGACUGGUCAGCGGAGAUUGGGGAGCUGAAUUCCACCGAGUAUACAACAGGGUCAUCCAUUAAUGCGAUAGGCCGCGCCUGGCAUAUCGCUACGGCGCAGGGUGAUGGUAUCAUUAAUACCUUCGACGUGGCUGCGGUUGAAGAAGGUUCCUACUGCUGCUAG
Metarhizium acridum CQMa 102 is the source of this 441-nucleotide messenger RNA. The record is from RefSeq and is a predicted model, not a curated record. Lineage: Eukaryota; Fungi; Ascomycota; Sordariomycetes; Hypocreales; Clavicipitaceae.